GACAUAAUGUCAAGGGGAAACCUUUACCUUUAUAGCCACCUCAGUUUUUGAUGUUAAAAGAACCUACUCUCUUCUGGAUCCAGUGAAUAAGGAGAUGCCCAUUUCUUUCUUCAGUGAAAGGCAGCACCUCACCCACUGCUCUGUUUAGCAGGUAGCACAUAACAAAUUAAAUAGAAGGGGAGAGGGAAAGUAAUUUGGAAUGUUGCCAAGAAAUUCCAUGAAGAACAAUCUCCUUCAUUUUCUCUGUUCAGUCCAGAAGGGUAUACUAGCCAACAGUAUCAGAAUCUAUCAAGAACUCUAGAAGGAUUAGCAGGGUCACAAUCCCCCAUGAUCAUCUGGGCAUGAGUAGAGUAACCACCAGGUAAUCUCAGCUGAUAACCAGCUGAAAAACUAAAUUCAAUAGAACUUUAUUAAGCUACACUGUCCAUGGUCACUUGCAGUUAGGCUCCUCUGUAUGCAUGAUAACUUCCUCCAGAUCCACAGAGUUUUAAUGACAGUCUGAUCAGGCUUCUUGAAUAGUGGUUGCCACUGCUAUAAGCAGAAAGAGCAGAUUAUCACAGCUGGUCUUCACUGUCCAUGAAGAUUAAGAACUGAGUUUGUAAGAGAGUAGUUGUAUUUUUCCAAGAAUCUUGUUGGCUUCCCCAGCUAUGAACUACUGAAGUUUGUUGACACUGCCUGGUGUUUGGCCACUGGGAGAGCAAAUGGGACAACAGCCUCAGGCAACUUCCCAUGUAGUAUAUCAAUUGGAGCACUGACAGAACAACCUCUUGUGCCAGUUUGGACAUCCAGGUUGGCUAUCUGAAACCUAACUGAAUCAAUUAAGGUUCUAUUUGUGCAUGUACCUUGACUCCUGAAUAUGAACCUUCAGUGAUCUGGCUAUAUUGGAGUUAUAACAGGCAUAAGCACACACAGCUUCCUUCUUCAUACACUACAAAAUGGCUGCUUUCUUUUGGCAGAGCUACGUUCAAUCAUUUUAUUUAGGUUGAAGAUGAUACAAAAAGGGGGUCACAAUGCUAUGUAGGUGCUGAUAGUUCUCUUAACAGUCUUACCUUGCCAAGCAAUUGCUGAUCUGUCAUUUUUGCCCAUCCAAUUCCAACUGCUAUCAUCACCUCCUCUUGUUGGAGAAACAACCUAUACCCAGUCUCAGCAAGACAUUUUAGCGAUAUGAAGAAUGUCCAUAGUACUGUGAGCUUCCUUUAUAUAUUAUAUCUCUCUUCAGCUUUAGGCUUUUCCUAGCCAUGUUAUAUGCUAUAGGUAUGGCCCCCAACAUGGCAUGUGAAUUGCCCUGGUGCCCACAGAAGCAUACUGUGACACACCCCAGAUAAUCCAAUCCUCUCUGCAUGCCAUUGUUUACUAAAUGAUAAUCUUCUGUUUUGCUGCCUGUUGUUAAGUGCGGUCAAGUUAUCUCCAAUGUAAGAUGAACUUGGUUGUCUCUAGAAUGCCCUGUCCAUGACAGCUUUGUUCUGCUGUUGUGAAUUCAAGACAGUGACUUCCUUUAUAGAGUCAACCGAUCUCACAUUUGGUCUUCCUCUUCUUUUUCUGCCUUUGACUCUUCCUAGCAUGAUUGUCUUCUUCAGGGAGUUUUGCCUUCUCAUCAUGUGCCCAAACUAUGACAACAUCAGUUUUACCAUUUGUGCUUCUAGGGAAAGUUCUGGUUUAAUUUAAUCUGGGACUCACUUGUUUGUCUUUCUGUCAAUCCAGAGUAGUUGCAAAGCUCUUUUCCAGCACCAUGUUUUGAAUGCAUCAUUUUCAUCUUGUCAGCUUUAUUUGCUGUUUAGGUUUCACACCCCUACAUGAUGAUUGGGAAUACAAUAGUGUUGCUGACCUUGACUAUGCUGUCCAGUAAAACAUUCCUAUACUUGAUAAUCUUUUCUACUUCCUUCCAAAUCUCAGUCUUCUUUUAAUUUAUUGGCUGUAGUCUCCAUUUCAAUUGGUGAGCAAGCCAUGGUAUGCAAAAUCUUUCAAAAUUUCAUGUUCUUCAUUGUUAAUAACAAAAUUCUGUAAUUCUUCUGUGGUUAUUGUUUUUAUUUUCUUAAUGUCCAUCUGCAGUCCCACUUUUGUGUUUUCUUCUUUCUCAUUUAUUGGGAGUCAUUUCAAUUCGCUGCUGCUUUCUUCUAGUAAAAUGGUGUCAUCUGCAUAAGGUUACAUAUCAGGACAAUGACAUGCAGAGGCACAUCCAUAUAAGUCUAUAAAGAAAGUCUGAUGUUCUUCUCAAAUUCUUUGGUGCACACCAGUAGCCAAUGAAUAUUUGCGACAUGAAAAUACCUCUUCCCUUUCAGAAUCCAUCUGGAACAUCAGGCAUUUCCCACACUAUAUAGGGUAAUAUUCUUUCUUGCAACACUUGGAGCAUCACUUUGCUUCCAUUGACAAUUAGUGCAAUGGUCCUGUGGUUGCUGUGCUCUUUUGCAUUUCCUUUGCUGAGGAUAGGAUUUUUCCAGUCUAUGGGUUAUUGUUUUGUGUCCCAUAUUUGUUGGCAUAUUCUUGUUAGGAUUUAGACUAAUUCAUUCUCUGCAGUUCAGAAUAGGUCUAUUGGUAUCCUAGCCUAUGCCUUGCUCUUUCCUAGUGCUUUCAGAGCAGCUUUCACUUUCUAAUGUUGCAGGCUUUUCUUUAUAGGAUUCCUCUUCAAAGGAGUCUGUCAUCCUUCCAAGUGCCCCCUGUCCUUUGAUUUCUUGGAUCUUCUAGAAUAGUUCUCUUGUUUUUCCUCUUUUGUUGUUCUAAUUCUAAACUCUGCUGCCUGACCAGAUUUUUUUUGUCUUCAGUGGCUGCAUCCCCCUCACAUCUGAUGCACAUAUUGCAGCUGCCAUUGGCUUUUGGACUGGGAGAAAGAGGGAACAGAUGUCUGAAGAAAAAUUACAGCAGCACACAGUUAAUCAGGAUUUCAGAUACAAUCCUACAGAGGAACAUAAAAGAAACCUCCAACACUGGAAUACUUCAGCAAAUUUUCACAAACCAAGUAAAGUUAUUUUUGAGGAUGGUCGUACUCAGGGAAAAGCUGAGCCUGUUCUAGAGAUGGCAGCUUCCUUAACUACAGGAUUAUCAGAAGAGCUGCAAAAAAUCAAAUUGCUUCUUAAACAAUUCAAGCAAGUGAAUUUAUCACAAGCCAUUCAUCCUUUGAACUUAAGUUUUAUCAAGAAUGAUAGCUGGAAAACUACAGACGAGAUGCAGAAGAAGCGAAGAUCUGUACUUUUUGAUUUCUGUGCAAAAAAUGUUCAUGAAAACAGACACUGGACUCAUCUUUUGCGUAUGGUGUCCAGAAUAUAUGUGGAAGAUAAACAUAAAAUCUUGUAUUGUGAAGUCCCCAAAGCAGGCUGUUCCAAUUGGAAAAGGGUCCUGAUGGUACUCAGUGGUCUUGCCAAAUCUACUGCUAAUAUUACUCAUGAUGCUGUGCACUAUGGAAAACAUCUGAGGAAACUGGACAGCUAUAAUCUAAAAGGGAUACAUACCCGUUUAAAGACAUACACUAAAGUUAUAUCUGUACGAGAUCCUAUGGAAAGAUUAGUAUCUGCUUUUAGAGAUAAGUUUGAGCAUCCAAACAGCUACUACCAUCCUGUGUUUGGCAAGUCCAUUAUUAAGAAAUACAGACCCGAUGCAGAUAGGGAGGCAUUAAUAACAGGCUCAGGGGUGAAGUUUUAUGAGUUCAUCCAGUAUUUACUAGACCCCCAUCGACCUGUAGGUAUGGACACUCACUGGGAGCAGAUCAACAAGCUUUGUUAUCCUUGCAUUAUCAACUAUGAUUUCAUUUAUAAAUUUGAAACUUUGGAGGAAGAUGCCAAUUACUUUUUACAACUAAUAGGUGCUCCAAAGGGACUGACCUUUCCCAGUUUCAAAGACAGACAUUCUACUGACAAAAGAACAAAUUCAGAAGUUGUGAGACAGUAUCUUGCAGAGAUUCCUGCCAUAGAGAGGCAAAAGAUCUAUGAUUUCUAUUAUCUGGAUUAUUUAAUGUUUAACUAUAGUGUACCAUAUGCAGAACCCUGAUUUUGCUUAAUGCUCAAGCAAUCUUACAAUUUAAUUCAUGAGUAGGAGAAAGAUAGUUUCUUAAACGGCAGCAUUCUCAUUCACAAUGCUUUUGUAAACUAAAGUGACACCAACUGGCACAAGUUAUAAGAAUAUUGGAGAAGAAAAAUUAAUUGAACUGAAAUGUCUGGGAGGAAAAAUGUUUUUACAGUAGACAAUUUAGAGUCUAUAAUGCAAUAGAUCUAAUGUGAAUGGCACUAAGCCAAGCAUCCUCAUAAUGAUUUGAAAACCUCUGAAAUAGCAUGAUCUCACUGUGUCUAUUCAUUUGCCAUAAGUCAUGAAUGUAGCAAUUAAAAGCCAACUUUCUGAACAACUUUGUAUAGUGUAUAUUAAACAUCUAUAGUUAUAGAUGGAAGGGUUGGUUCCAAACAGGCGCAGCUAAUGACCCUGAUCUGAUUACACAGAACAUGUUAGAAAGGCACCAAGUACAGAAAACAAAAUCCAGCACCACUUUAGCCCUCACUCCAACUGAUUACCCUGAUUACACACAUACAUCACCUAAUAGACAUUUAAUGAACAUUAUUUGUUAAUACUAAUAUUGAGUUCACUGGUUUAAAAACUUUCUGUGCUUUGACUGUCACAAGUUCUUUAGCAGGAACAAAGCUCACUGUUCUUCAUGGUCUCUGGGUCACACAUGUGGGCUCUGUGCCUUCAUGGAGCUCCAAUUCGGAGAACCUGCACAGCUGAAGAGUUUAAAUGGAGCCCCUCCCCUACCAUCUCAACAUACUUAUUCCUUGUAUGUCCUUUCAAAUGGAUCUUUAGCUAAAGGUUUUUGCUCUGUUUUGUUUUUCUGUUCUUGAAAGAAAGGAAAAGGCACAGUUUCUCUUCUUGUCACAAUCGCAGGAUUGCCUAACCACAGCCCAGUGCAUGGCCUUGAAAGCCCCAUUCCUCAAGUAUGUUCAAUGUGGCACCUACUCAUGGGCACUCCCUUUGCCUCAUCAGCUUUGCUGAGGGACACAUUGGAGCCACCUGUGCCCACUGCCAAGCCAGCACUGAAAUAAGGUCUUUGAGCCUCAGUGGGCCCUUCAGCUCCAUCUCCUGAUGUUCUCUACUCUUGAGCUCCCAGGAGCCAAGUUCAGGCAAUAAUACCAUCAAAGGGAGUAAUCGAGACCAUAGAGUUCAUUCUGCCAAGUGUCCAAGCCAGGUAGGGGUGUCUGAAAGAGAGACCCAAGGCAUUACUGAAGAUCAAGAUAUCUGUUUAAUCUGAAACAUCCAACAAACACUGAAGCUACGCAGUUGUCCACAGCAAACAGCAGUCUCCAGCUGAGAUAAUUUAUAGCUGGCUACAACUGAGUAAAGCUACCUAAUUAGGUCAGUGUGUUUCUUUUAAGGAAGCACCCACACUUGCCUUCUGUUUGAAAACCUGAUGCCUCCACAUAAUCCUGCUCUCUGUUUUGAAAAAAAAUUCCCUCCAGCUCUGUCUCCUGCCCUUGAGAAAGUCCAGAAACAGCCCAGGAGGACUGCUGGCCUUCUAAUGGAAGACUGUCAGCUUCCUAUUUUGCACUGGCUGGGAUCCACUUCCUCGGAUGAUUUCUCCAAGUAGGGAAUAAAGGAUGCUGCUAUGGACAUUCAAGACAUUUUGUCUCUUUUUGAAUAACUUGGACACAAACAAAUCCUGAGAACACACCAACUGGUAGAAAGGGUGAAAGAUAUGCUGAAUGCUUGAUGCCAGUGUCUACCCCCCUUUUACCAACAUCACUUCAAACAAUUGUGGAAGAUCCCUUCUUCAAUGCCUCCAGCAUCAAAGUGCUCGGAAAACAUCAUGUACAGGAGGCAGGAGCACCUUUCAAUUAUCAUUGAGUCUUUGCAGGGUAGUUGACACAAACCACUUUCCUCCCUAUUAGAUAAGGAAGGUUACAAACUGAAUGUCAUGCGGUAAGACAUUAUUCAAGUCUUGAACUAUCAAGCUGCUAUGAGCCAGUACUAGUACCUCUGCAAGACAAUCAGGUCCUUGUAUGAUUACUUACCUGAUGACCAACAUGAACUGGCAUGCAUUUUUCAAGUCAAACCUGCCUACCUCUCUUCAACAAAUCAACACAUCUCAUUAUCAGACCACCUGCAAUAUGAAGGCCACAGUGGGAUCAAUAGCAUGAAGACAACCUACUUAGUUCCACUCCGGCAGGAUGACUCCUGAGGCUUGUUCCUGCACUUUUGAUGGAAUAGGAUUUGUCCAUGCUAAGACCAAUGAAGUGAUGGAUUCAGUCCAAAAGGCUAAGACUAAGGCUAAAAGAAUGGGGGUGGGCUGAGCACCAAUGCAACUGCCAUUAGUGCUGAUCAAGCUAAUAUUCCUGGGCACACAGACAUGGUGAUUAUUCCUUCAAAUAGCAAGCUUCAUUGUCUGGGAAAUGCCAAUACCCUUGCACACAUUUUCAUGUGACAAACGGAAAAAGAGACACAAGAGGAAAACAGCAUUUUUAACUGUCUACAAGCCACCCUUUUCCACUUCUUACCACUUUCAGUACCUGAUUCUCGCAAUUCAUUGAGACGUGGAUUCAAUUCAUUGAAUGUGAAGAUCAUAUCAGAUUCAUGGCCCCUAUCAAUGGUUUCCUGAGCUACAGAAUAGAAUCUGAUUUCCUCCCACCUUUAGGCAAUGUGCACCAUUAUGGGACCAUCACAAAUGCUAGCAAGAGAUAUCCUCUUUCCUAGAGAAAGGAGAAAUCCAACAUGUCUUGCAGCAUCAAUUUUGCAGUGGAUUCUAUUCCUGUUUUCUACAGUGCUGAAAAGAAUAGGGGAAUUCAUCCAGUUCUGAAUCUUUGGGAGUUCAACUUCUUCAUCACACCAAAGAAGUCCCUGAAGAUUACUCUGACAGUGGUUCUUCCCUUACUGAGGAAAGGGGUCUAGUUUGCAGUAAUCAAUCAGUCAAUCAGUCAAUCAAGCCUCCUUCCACAUUACCAUACAACACAGAUACCAAAAGACAUCUUUAUGCUUCUUUGAGUAGGAACUGCAUCACACCUUUCUGUGGUCUAUUUUUCAGAAGUAGGGAACUCCAGAAAUAGAUUUCUUUGCUAAGAGUUAUAAUAAGGUGUGCCCACAUUUAUGAAGCAGGGAAGGUUGGGAAUGAUGAUUUCUCAUGGAUACCUUUCUUCCACACCAAGGCACUUGCCUUCUUUAUGCAUUCCUACCAAUCUUUAUCCCCACAAAGACAAUGGUGAAAAUUGAAGGUGACAAUGCCAACUCCAUCCUCUUAACCUCUGCUGGCCAUGUUGGCCAUGGUUUACCCACUUCCCCAGUCUGAACUGGAAAUACUCCCAGCACUUACCUUGCAACACAAUGGAUGGAUCUGUCAUUCGGACCUCAAGAAACUCAGGACAGCACCAUGGAGGCUUUGGCCCUCUUUCAUGUCCCCUUCCAGCACUUCCAAUCCCUCAGGGUUCACAAGGUCUGCCUGAACACCUGGAGAUGGAAACCUUGAAAUAAGCUCUUCCUUCUCUGCUAUUUCUGUGCCCACAGGCCUCAUUUGCCAGCCUUCACAGUCAUGUGAAGAGUCGGUGCCCCCAUGACCCUGGAAAGUGCUCCAAGAAUAACUGCCCUUUUCAAUCCCAAUAAAUGUAAAUGGUGGAUCUACUUGUUUUGUCUUGUGAAAUUGCCUUAAAUGUUGCCCUAAUUUAUCUCACCUCACUUUGAAUGUUGUCUGACCAAUUGAACUUUCCAAAGACUCUUCAAAGGCAAUUAUUCCAAUAAUCCAGUUUUAAUAUCAUACAUUAUAAAACAACUUAAAAGCUUUUAUACUUCAAGGUAGAAAGGUUUGGAGCAUCCAAACAAAUAAAUGAACGUCUACUCACUGUAGGUGUCAGACAUCUUUCAAAGAGUCUUCAGAAAUUUCAGUUGUCAGUAAUGUGGCCAUAUUUUUAUUAGUAGGCAUUGGAAAUCACAGCUGUCCUGCAGCAUCUGCACUUUACCAUUCUGUUCUUGAGCACAAUUGAAAGCAUUGGUAAUUCUCCUUAAAGCCUUCAGCUACUGGAGUUCGAGGUACCUUAAGAAAGAGUGCCUUAAGGAAAGCAUGGCUUCUAAUGUUGCUGGAUGGCAAUACUCAUCAGCUGCAGCCGAGUUAGGCAAAGGUGAGAGAUGACAGAAGUUGAACUCCAGUAACAUUGCAGGGCCAAAUGUUCUACAUUCCUAUCUUAGGGAGUGCUUCUUCCCAUACUAGCCUGCUUGCCUCUAUUGGAGAUGCCCUUCAGUAUGUCUUGACUGUGGUGGAAGGCUGGUUGAAGGAAACAAGAGAAAAGACCUCCUUAUUGGUUGUACCCAAUUGAUGGAAUGUUUUACUCAAUAAAGCAUGGUUUGCCUUCC
Varanus komodoensis (Komodo dragon) is the source of this 8307-nucleotide messenger RNA. It is a transcript of the gene CHST9, whose product is annotated as carbohydrate sulfotransferase 9. The transcript is spliced from 3 exons. Lineage: Eukaryota; Metazoa; Chordata; Lepidosauria; Squamata; Varanidae. Gene Ontology annotation, molecular function: sulfotransferase activity. The record is from RefSeq and is a predicted model, not a curated record. Bases 2836 to 3978 code for a protein of 380 amino acids. Gene Ontology annotation, cellular component: membrane. Gene Ontology annotation, biological process: carbohydrate biosynthetic process; proteoglycan biosynthetic process.